This is a messenger RNA of Loa loa (African eye worm), 1697 nucleotides long. RefSeq lists its product as hypothetical. The transcript has 10 exons. Gene Ontology annotation, molecular function: DNA binding. Gene Ontology annotation, biological process: error-free translesion synthesis. The coding region runs from base 612 to 1514 and encodes 300 amino acids. The record is from RefSeq and is a predicted model, not a curated record. Gene Ontology annotation, cellular component: mitochondrial nucleoid; nucleus. NCBI's taxonomy places the organism in Eukaryota, Metazoa, Nematoda, Chromadorea, Rhabditida, Onchocercidae.
CUAUAUUUUACCAACUCUUUACUAUUGUUUUCACUUGAAUAAAUUUUAUUCGUUAUUAGAAUCUUAAAAUUCAGCUUUUUGGCAUCUGUUAAUAGUAAAUUUAAGAAUUUAGCGGUGUUAUUUAGCUGGUAGCUUACCGUUUCGAUUUAACUAAAUAGAUCACUUCUAAUUAGAAAUAUUUCUACAUUCUUAGUGGAACAUUGAUUUUUUUUUUGAUGCCAAUUUCGGGAGGCAUAAUUUCUUUUAUGUGAAUUGGCACAUAUCAAUGUUUCGAUACUGUAGCAGAAGUGAGGAAGUGCCGCGCAUGUUGGUCGCAUGGUUGAAUUGAGACGGUAAGAUGACUGGAUUGAUGAUCCAGCGGGGUCUGAUGCUUGGGGUCGCGCCGAUUCGGUCAUUUUUCGCAUCAACGUCUUUAUUGACAAGAUUACGAGCAGGAAACGGCAAUGCCUUUUUGAAAGAUAUAGGCCGAUUAACAGUUAUUCAAACUGAUGAUGAACCUUAUACUCCAGGCCAGGUAGGAUUUGAAGUUUCACCCUUGCUAACGUCAGUUCUGACAUGUAUCAACUCAUCGGUAUGAAUACAGGACUACUUCAGGCUGACUAGACUGUGAAAUGCCAAAUGUGGUCUGGUGUCUCAUACUGUAUUAUCAAAUAACACUGUUUAUUCAUAAACUCUUUCCCUAUAGAGGCAUCGUUUUAUGUUCCUUCCCAUGUCCUGUUGAAGAAAAAUUGCUUAGUACAAAUAAUGAUGAUCCUGUAGUAAUAACACACAGGUCAUUGUUUUAUCAAGUGCUUAUUCACUGCGGUGACUGGAAAAAUAUGCAUUUCCCAGUAGACAUUACUUCGUAUUUGGAAGAUGCAGGUACGAUUCAUGGUGAAAAAGUUUUGACUGUUGUGUUUGGGAUGGAUUGUGUUCCUCAUGAUGAAAUAGUACCAUACAGAACACAUAUCUCACGGCCCAUCGUUCAUAACCUGUUCGCCGGUCUGUUCGAAUGUACAACAGUAGAAGAUAACGAGUUCAUAUUUAGCAUACGAAAAGAACCAAGUUUUCUGAUAGGUCAACAUUCGAAUUGUAUUUUGAACCAACUCAAACCCCACUUCGCUUAUCGCGAAACAACAGAUGGGAUACGGGUGACUGUGAUAACAUUUUACCUCGGGCUGAAUACAGUUAGUGGGCAACAAAAACACUGGUGGCGUUAUGUAAUACGUCUGGAAAACUUGAAACCUUGUCAUAUAAUUAUUCGUUCGAGGGAAAUGAAAGUUUAUAGCUUAAGUAAUAUGCAGCAACAGAAAAUACCAAGCGUUGCUGGAGGGAACCCUCGAUUGACACCAGAAGAGCCGGCAUUUCAAUACAGUGGUAUGGUUGGUGUGGUAGUGGACAAAGGGUCAUAUGCAUGGGGGAAUUUCACUAUGGAACGAGAGGAAGAUCGAACAUCAUUCCUUGUCAAAGUACCCACGUUUAGGUUAGAAUGUGAUUCCAAUCCAACACCGGAGAAAACUGAACAGUUGAGUUAACACUGCGGUUAAUGGGUGACCAUAUUUUAUGAUGUAUAGCGGUAUUUCUCAUAUUUUUAGGUAGUAAUUUUAUUAAAUUUCUUCAAUUUUUUAGUUGGACGAAUUGUGUGAUUUUAUUUUAUGCUGUCACUUCUUCACUCUUCUCGUUUUUUGUGUUCUUAAUUUUCAAUAAAAUAUUACGGG